Messenger RNA from Leishmania braziliensis MHOM/BR/75/M2904, 1113 nucleotides. RefSeq names its product S-adenosylmethionine decarboxylase (gene ADOMETC). Gene Ontology annotation, biological process: spermidine biosynthetic process; spermine biosynthetic process. The record is from RefSeq and is a predicted model, not a curated record. The transcript has a single exon. NCBI's taxonomy places the organism in Eukaryota, Euglenozoa, Kinetoplastea, Trypanosomatida, Trypanosomatidae. Gene Ontology annotation, cellular component: cytosol. Gene Ontology annotation, molecular function: adenosylmethionine decarboxylase activity. Bases 1 to 1113 code for a protein of 370 amino acids.
AUGAACGUCUCCUUGAAUACUACAAAGGACCCCUUAACGCUCAUGGCAAUGUGGGGCUCCAUGAAAAGAUACAAUCCUGAGCAGGGGUUCAGCUUCGAGGGCCCGGAGAAGCGCCUCGAGGUGAUUUUGCGCUGUACACUGGAGACGCACGUGGAUGGUCUGCGCAGCCUCGACGACUCUGUGUGGACCAGGGUGGUCGGCUCGCUUAAUGCGCAGAUUGUGUCGAAGGAGGCGAACGAGUACAUCAACAGCUACGUGCUGACAGAGAGCUCUCUGUUCGUGAUGAAAAGUCGCAUCAUUCUCAUCACAUGCGGCACCACGACACUGCUGAACAGCAUCCCAAACAUCCUAGAAGCAAUCAGCGCGGUGCGUGGUGAGCUGGAGUGGGUCUCCUUCAUGCACAAAAACUACUCGUUUCCGUGGGAGCAGAAGGAGCCUCACACGUCGCUUGCAGACGAAUGUGCAACGCUGAAGCAGCACUUCCCUACUGGUAAGCCUUACAUCUUUGGCCCUGUGGACAGUGACCACUACUUUCUCUUCUGCUACGACGACAUCAUCCGACCCUGCAACUCCGAGGAUGACACCCAGCUCAGCAUGACCAUGUACGGACUGGACAAGGAGCAGACCAAAUACUGGUUUAGCGACCGCUCUAUUUCCACCAACGCGGAGACGGCAGCGAUUCGUUCUGCAACGCAUCUGGACCGCGUCGUGGACAACUCGUGGUCGUUGCAUGACCUCCAGUUCGAGCCGUGCGGCUAUAGCAUUAACGCCAUCCGUGAUGAGGAGUACCAAACGAUCCACAUUACCCCAGAGGACCACUGUUCCUUUGCCUCUUAUGAGACAAACAGCCGAGCGGCAAACUACUCGGACCGGAUGAAGAAGGUGCUCGGCGUAUUCAGGCCGCAGCGGUUCACCGUCAUUGUUUUCCUCGACCCCGAGAGUCCCGUCGGCAGGGCGUACAACGAAGGCAAGGGGAUCGGGGUGGAGCCAGAGUACUACCCAGAGUACAGGGUCCUGCACCGUACCACAAACGAGUUCGCUCCGGGUUACGUUGCUAUGAAGAUUAACUACAUCAAGACGACUGCACUGCAGGAGGCGAAUGCCGCAGUUUGA